UGAUAGUAAUCUGUCAAUUAUAUAUAUAAUUUUUAAAAGUGACUGAAAUGACUGAAUCUAAAGAAAAUAAUGAAACUGCUGGUGGUCCUCACAUACCGGAUUGGUUAACUGAAGAACUAUUUGUAAAUAUUUUAAAAGAAAAAUUCCCAGAAUUCCAAAAAAUACAAGAAUUUGAUAUUGUGCCGGCUGUUGGCACAGGAGAGAAUUAUAUGACGAUUUUAUUACGAGUAAAUAUUGACAUUGAACUAAAAGAUGGUUCCAUAACUCAAACAUCAUAUAUAGUCAAGUUACAGCCAAAAUCGAUUGAAAUGCAAGGACUAUUAAAAAUAUGGCAAGUGUUUGAAAAAGAAGAAAAUACUUAUACAAAAUAUUUGCCAGCUUUUGAAAAACUCUACAAAGAUGCUGGGAAAGAAAUUAAAUUUGCGCCAAAUAUAAUUCUACUAAACAGUGCAAUAUCUGAUCCAGCUAUAAUAAUGGAAGAUUUACGUAUAAGGAAUUUUAAAAAUGCCAAAAGACAGGAUGGUUUAGACAUAGAACAUACAAAAGCCGCCUUAGAGAAACUAGCACAAUUUCACGCUGCCUCAGCAUGUUACUAUGAAAACAAUGGACCAUAUCCUGAUAUGUAUUUACAAUGCUUAUGUGGCAAUAUGGAUCUGUAUGAAGAGUACAGAAAUAAUAUGGUGAAUUUAUUUUGUCAAAAUUUGGAAUUAUACGAUGCCAAACCUAUAGAGGAGAAAUUUAGAAAAUUUGCUGCCGAAGUACCAGAUCAAUUUCAAGCGGUAUCCAAACCUCUACCUGAAGAAUUUAAUGUACUGAAUCAUGGUGACUGUUGGUCGAAUAAUAUAAUGUUUCAAUAUAAUGCAGAGGGUAAAAUAAUUGAUACGCAUUUCGUUGACUUACAAAUGAGUCGUUAUGGGUCACCGGCACAGGAUUUAAAUUACUUACUGUUAUCUUCAACCUCUUUGGAGCAUAAGGUGAAGAAGUUUGAUUAUUUCCUUUAUUUUUAUCAUGACAAAUUGGUGGAAAAUUUAAAAUUAUUAAAUUAUACCAAACCAAUUCCAACACUAAAGAAAUUACAUAUAGAAAUGCUGAAAUAUAAUGAGUGGAUUUUUGCAGUGUUACUCAAUGUAAUGCCAGUUGUACUGUUUGAGCCCUCGAAGAAUGCUAAUUCGGAGAACUUAAUAAGUGAAAAUGAGGAAGGCCAGAAUUUAAAAAUAGCUAUGUUUAGAAAUAAGACUUAUGCAGCGCAUGUAACACAAUUAAUACCUUGGCUAGAUAAACGUGGUCUUUUGGAGUAUUUACCAAAUUUAUGCUUUUAAAAAAUGUACUCUAUUGUUAAAUAAGAAUAAAUGUAAAU
Molecule: messenger RNA, 1357 nt
Organism: Teleopsis dalmanni
Lineage: Eukaryota; Metazoa; Arthropoda; Insecta; Diptera; Diopsidae
Exons: 4
Coding region: 48-1319 (423 amino acids)
Source: RefSeq, a predicted model, not a curated record